This is a messenger RNA of Clonostachys byssicola, 612 nucleotides long. The record is from the annotation of a GenBank genome assembly. Lineage: Eukaryota; Fungi; Ascomycota; Sordariomycetes; Hypocreales; Bionectriaceae.
UGCGAUCGUCAGCUGUAUGAACCCACUGUAGAUCUUGGCCAAGGAUUGGUGUUCUGGAAUCUGAUGCUCUUCCCAGACCAAAUUGCCAACAGUGCAGCAAUGACCCGGCAAACUGCCACUAUCCCGAGCAGAGCAGACGCUCGCCUAGCAGAAACAGAGCAUGCUCUACAUCGCCUUCUCCAAUAUAUUGACGAAGGCACAUUCUAUCCUUCGAACCUCGCACACACCCCUGACCAAAGUAAAGCCGACAGGGUCAAGGAAUGGGACAGCUUUCCCUUGGAAUCUAUGAUGGACAUCAGGAGAUGGCAUGAGCAGCAUGUUGGAACAGCAACCCCAGCAAGUGGUACUCAUAGCUCGCAGCAAAACCUGUCACCCCAUGAUGUGGCCUGGCAGCCCGGCCACUAUAGUCAGAGUCAGGGCCCUGACCUGAGCCCAGCUUCAUCCUUCAAUCACGCGCCAAACCUGGCCUCUCAAAGUGAAGUAAUAGGGCCACCUGUUGACUUGAAUCCAGCCCCCGCGACACUAAUCGACCCAUCGUGGGGAAACACUCCGCAGGCUUCGGAGGGCAAGGCGAAAGAACUGAGCAAAAAUCGACCCAAUUUGUACUUUUAG